Molecule: messenger RNA, 2133 nt
Organism: Pteronotus mesoamericanus
Lineage: Eukaryota; Metazoa; Chordata; Mammalia; Chiroptera; Mormoopidae
Gene: HUNK
Product: hormonally up-regulated Neu-associated kinase
Exons: 11
Coding region: 1-2133 (710 amino acids)
Biological process (GO): intracellular signal transduction; protein phosphorylation
Cellular component (GO): cytoplasm
Molecular function (GO): ATP binding; protein serine/threonine kinase activity
Source: RefSeq, a predicted model, not a curated record
AUGCCGGCGGCGGCCGGGGACGGGCUCCUGGGCGAGCCGGCGGCGGGGGGCGGCGAGGACGCGGCCCGGCCGGCGGCGGCCUGCGAGGGAAGUUUCCUGCCGGCCUGGGUGAGCGGCGUGCCCCGUGAGCGGCUGCGCGACUUCCAGCACCACAAGCGCGUGGGCAACUACCUGGUCGGCAGCAGGAAGCUGGGCGAAGGCUCCUUCGCCAAGGUGCGCGAAGGGCUGCACGUCCUGACCGGAGAGAAGGUGGCCAUAAAGGUCAUCGACAAGAAGAGAGCCAAGAAGGACACCUACGUCACCAAAAACCUUCGGCGGGAGGGGCAGAUCCAGCAGAUGAUCCGCCACCCCAACAUCACGCAGCUGCUCGACAUCUUGGAGACGGAGAACAGCUACUACCUGGUCAUGGAGCUGUGUCCCGGGGGCAACCUGAUGCACAAGAUCUACGAGAAGAAGCGGCUGGAGGAGCCCGAGGCCCGCAGAUACAUCCGGCAGCUCAUCUCCGCCGUGGAGCACCUGCACCGGGCCGGGGUGGUCCACAGAGACUUGAAGAUAGAAAACUUGCUACUGGAUGAAGACAACAACAUCAAGCUGAUCGACUUCGGGCUGAGCAACUGCGCGGGGAUCCUGGGCCACUCCGACCCGUUCAGCACGCAGUGCGGCAGCCCCGCCUACGCCGCGCCCGAGCUGCUCGCCCGGAAGAAGUACGGCCCUAAAAUCGACGUCUGGUCCAUAGGCGUGAACAUGUUCGCCAUGCUGACGGGGACCCUGCCUUUCACCGUGGAGCCGUUCAGCCUGAGGGCUUUGUACCAGAAGAUGGUGGACAAGGAGAUGAACCCCCUCCCCACGCAGCUCUCCACAGGAGCCAUCAACUUCCUGCGCUCGCUGCUGGAGCCGGACCCCGCGAAGAGGCCCAACAUCCAGCAGGCCCUGGCGCAUCGCUGGCUCAAUGAGAACUGCGUGGGCAGAGUGCCCUGCAACGUCACCUACCCCAACCGGAUCUCGCUGGCGGACCUGAGCCCGAGCGUGGUGCUGCACAUGACCGAGAAGCUGGGCUACAAGAACAGCGACGUGAUCAACACCGUGCUGGCCAACCGCGCCUGCCACAUCCUCGCGAUCUACUUCCUCCUGAACAAGAAGCUCGAGCGCUACCUGUCGGGGAAGUCCGACAGCCAGGACGGCCUCUGCCCCAAGACCCAGCUCUCCCAGGUGGACCGGUGCAGGCCCAGCAAGGAGCCCUACGAGGCCUCCCUGGACGCCUGGACGCGAGACCUGGACUUCCACGCCGUGCAGGAUAAAAAGCCCAAAGAACAAGAAAAAAGAGGGGACUUCCUUCACCGGCCAUUUUCCAGGAAGUCGGACAAGACGCUGUCCUCGCACAGGCCGCCCCCAAGCUCGCCAGUGACGCAGGUGCAGAGCACCCGGGUGCUGCUGAGGGACCGCAAGGCCACCAAGUCCGGCUUCCCCGACAAAGAUCCCUUUGGCUGCCGCAGCAUUUUCCGCAGAACCUCAGACUCCCAUUGUGUGGCUUCCUCCUCCAUGGACUUCAUCGCCGUCCCGCCGCCCCGGACCCCCAGGGUGGCCAAGAAGGCGGAGCCCCCGCAGCAGGGCCCGGGGAGCAGCGGCAGCCCCCCCAGGGAGGACCCCCUGGCGCUGGACAUGGUCCGCUCCUUCGAGUCUGUGGACCGCGACGAGCAGCUGGAGCUGCUGUCCCCGGCCCGUCACUGUGGGGCGCUGGGCUCCCCAGGGGGCUCGGCGCGGGGCAGCCCCGGGGAGCGGGCCCUGCCCCCGGCCCUGCCGCCCGGAAGCCCGCUGCCUCUCCAGGCUCCCCUGCAUCCCGCUCUGGUCUGCUUUGCCCACGAAGAUAGGAGCUGCCCCCCGAAAGAGGGGGGCGUGUGUGCCCCGCCUCCUGUUCCUAGUGCCGGCGCCGCGCAGCCGCUGGGGAGCCCGAACUGCGUGAAAAGCCGCGGCAGGUUCCCCAUGAUGGGCAUCGGGCAGAUGCUCAGGAAGCGGCACCAGAGCCUGCAGCCGGCCGCGGACAGGCCCCUGGAGGCCAGCACGCCCUCGCUGCUGCCCGCCGCGCCCGGGGGCCUCCCCUUCGACCUGGCCGACGGCGUCCGGGGCCAGUGCUGA